CAUAUGUCAAUGUCAUGUCUAUUAAAUUAGGUUACAGGUUACUGUUGCUUUCUGAAAAUGAAUUUCGUAUCAAACCUUGUGAGGAAUACUUUCUUACAUACAAUAAAGGUUCAGUUAGGUACUGUUCGAUUAGCCAGUAAAAAAGCAAAGGGAAGUACUAGGAAUACUAGUCCAAAAGUGAGACCUAAGCAUAGAGGUUGGAAAGUCCAAGAUGGUCAUUAUGUACACCCAGGGCACAUUCUAGUCCUACAACGUCAUUUACGCUUUCACCCGGGACUAAAUGUUGGUCUAGGUAGAAAUGGUACGCUAUUCGCUCUCACGCAUGGAAGAGUAGCAGUUACAUGUGAAAAAACGAAUCCAGAUUGGACCCAUACAUGGGUGCAAAGAUGCCAUGGCCAUCGAAAAGGCACAGAUUUUUUCAAGAAGUAUUUCAACAUUAUACCAGAGCCGCAACAUCAAAAUUUCAAACUUGUUGAUCAGAUCUGAUAACAUUACUUUGUUUCAUAAAUGUAUUGAUAAUUGGUGGAUUUUAUCAACAGGAUUGUACUCUUCACCCCUUGAUGAAUAUGAAGCAACAAUAUUCACCACUAUUUUAAUGUACAAAGAAUAUGUCACUGAUAAACUGUUAUUAAAUACAUGAAAAUACAAAACAAUGUAGUGAAUAUAUCUGUUCUCUUUCGUCA
Leptinotarsa decemlineata (Colorado potato beetle) is the source of this 683-nucleotide messenger RNA. Its product is annotated as mitochondrial ribosomal protein L27. Gene Ontology annotation, biological process: translation. The record is from RefSeq and is a predicted model, not a curated record. NCBI's taxonomy places the organism in Eukaryota, Metazoa, Arthropoda, Insecta, Coleoptera, Chrysomelidae. Gene Ontology annotation, molecular function: structural constituent of ribosome. Gene Ontology annotation, cellular component: ribosome; mitochondrial large ribosomal subunit.